UUAUCAAGGAAUUGGAAUAAAAUAUAAAGUCCCUUCUGGACAAGUUUCUUCAAGUAUGAAGUGAGAAAUGUUGAGGAGGGGUAGGACAGCCACACAGAGUAAUCUGGCUUGCUUGACAAACUGUUCCCACUCAGGAAAAACACAUUUUAUUCCAAAUGGGAUGGUUAUUCAUCUAAAGGCAAACAAUGCCAUUUAAAAGGGGAGAUUUUACAUACCAAAUACUGUAUACAGAACUUAUCAGCAUUUUACUACCUCACUAAUCUAAUCUUGCUUUUUCUAUUGUUUCAAUUCCCUAUUACAUAAUUAUUGCAUUGUUCAGAACUUUUUUCCAGGAAAUUCCAAUUGUGUUUUGCAAUUAUUUCUCUCUUCUAAAAUGAAUAACAGAGCAUAGAUCACCUGAAGAGGCAUAAGGAAAUGAAAUUAGUUUUUUUAGUUCACAAUAAAACAAGAAGUAUUUCCUCCUAAAAUUAAGACAUAACUAAAUGCAGCCAACAUAUCCAAUAUAACUGUACUUGCAUAGAACAUCAGUGUCUUGUUACACCUCUUUUUGACACAAAGGCGGUGUUAGGAGCAAAGAGCAGGUGCGAAUCCCUCAGGGACGAGGCACAACACUCAGCGAGUGAAAGCUUUGGCUUUGUGGAAAGCAUAGCAUUACCACGGUGGGAGCCCCAGCGCUAAUCAAAAUGGGGACCCGACGCAGCGGAGCCCUGCUUGGGAGUGAAGCUCAAGGGAAAGCACCGCAGGGGUGGAUAAUCAAACUUGCGCUGAUUAACAUAUCAUACAUAUGCAAUGUCCUGUUUGGCUCAUUAGCGAACUCACUGAUGUAAUGCAGGUCCUGUCACUCAGAUGCCGAGAUCCGCAGCUGGCCAUCACGCUGGCGGCCGUGCAAUGGGGGGGGAAGCGAAUGACCCCGGGUUACUGUGACAACGAGAUAAGACGUGCUUGGGACUUCUACGAACUUGGACGGGAAGAAGCAAACUAUCGCAGGUUGCUGUAACAAGAAGAUAGGAUGUGCCUGGGACUCCGCAUACUCGGAUGGGGGAGGCGAACUAUCCUGGGUUACCGUAAUGAAGUCUUCCCACACCCUGCAGGCGGUCAUAUAAAUAAGACUGAUAAGCCAUCGCUUUUCUAACCAAGAACCUCGCAGACGGGAACAAGUAAUGGGGGUGUUUCGGAGUUUGAUAUUUUUGCUGUCUUUUCAGCUCCUGCAUGUGGCAAAAGGUUCUAUGGUAUGGCUAAAUAAGAAUGGCUAUGAGGAUUUGGUUGUUGCAAUUAAUCCCCAGGUGCCAGAAGAUGCCAACAUCAUCCUGAAUGUGAUGAACAUGAUUAAAAAUGCUUCUAAUUACUUGUUUGAAAUGACAAAACAUCGAUUUUUCUUCAAGUCUGUAAAAAUUAUAAUUCCUAAAACGUGGAAGAAAAACAUCAACUAUUCAAGAUUAAAAACAGAAUCAUAUGAUAAGGCAGAUGUCAUCAUAGCAGACCCUUACAUAAAACAUGGAGACGAUCCUUACACCUUGCAGUACGGAGGAUGUAAGGAGAAAGGACGGUACAUCCAUUUCACACCUAACUUCCUGUUAAAUGACAAAUUGGCCAAUAUUUAUGGAGAAAAAGGUCGAGUUUUUGUCCACGAAUGGGCUCACUAUCGGUGGGGGGUGUUCGAUGAAUAUAGUAGCGACAUGCCUUUUUACGUGUCUAGAAAUUCUAAGGCAGCAAGUGUUGAAGCAACAAGCUGUCCAGCUGGUGUGGCUGGUAUACCUGUUUUCCAAGACUGCAGCGGAGACAAGUGUGAGCCAAGAAGCUGUAGAUAUGAUGGUCAGCUAUAUGAAAACGGAUGUAUGUUUAUUCCAGAUAUACGACAAAAUAUCCCAUGUUCUGUUAUGUAUUUGCAAUACAUACUGUCCGUGGUUGAAUUUUGUGAUAAAAACACUCACAAUAGUGAGGCUCCAAAUAUGCAGAAUAAGAUGUGCAACCACAAAAGCACGUGGGAAGUAAUUAUGGAAUCUGAUGACUUUCGCAACUCAGCUGUUGUAAAUGCUUCUGCACCGCCCUCUGAGACUACCUUCAGGCUACUGCAGACCCAAGACAGAGCAGUCGCUUUAGUACUGGAUGUUUCUGGGAGCAUGUCAAUGCACGACCGCAUCAGACAUCUCCGUAGCGCUGCAGAGGCAUUUCUGCUCCAUAUUAUUGAAAUUGGUUCCUGGGUUGCAAUUGUCACAUUUGACUCUGACGCAUCUGAAAAAGCUCCUUUGCAACAAAUAACCGAUGGUGCAGCACGCCAAAAACUUGUUCAAUGUUUGCCUAUAAUUGCUAGUGGAAAAACCAAUAUCUGUGCAGGCGUACGUAAAGGGCUUCAGUUAAUUGCAGAUAAAAUGAACACUACAUACGGUUCAGAAAUUGUGUUACUGACAGAUGGAGAGGACUCAGGUAUAGCAGCUUGCCUUGAUUUGGUGAAACAAAGUGGGGCAAAAAUUCACACCAUCGCACUGGGGCCAUUGGCAGCCAAAGAAUUAGAAGAAUUUUCAACACUAACGGGAGGUUUAAAGCUCUAUGCUGUAGAUGGAGCCGUCCACAAUAAAUUAACUAUGACAUUCAGUGCAAUUACAUCAGGAAGCGGAGAUAUUUCUGAGCAAUCUAUUCAGCUUGAAAGCAAAGAGCUACUUGUUCAGCAUUCUGGAUGGAUGAAUACUACUGUGCCUGUUGACAAAACUGUGGGAAAUGACACUUUCUUCAGCAUUGCAUGGAGUCUAUCUCAGCCUUUUUUUUUCCUGAGGGACCCCAAAGGAAAAGAACAUGGAAGCUCAGACUUUACGAUCGAUAAUUCAAACCCAAACACAGCUAGACUCAGUAUAAGUGGCACUGCAGAGGUUGGUGAUUGGCAGUUUUGUAUUAAAAAUCUUCAUACAGCAACUCAAGCUAUAUCAGUAACUGCUACCUCUCGACCAGCAUAUUCUGAUGUUCCUCCUGUGAGCAUUGCAGCUCACAUGAACAGGGCAAAUAGAGCAUUUAAUCCAGUUGUUGUUUAUGCAGAGGUUAGCCAAGGGUUUUUGCCUGUUCUUGGUGCAACUGUGAUAGCCACCAUAGAGAAGGAUGGUGCUGCAGCAGUAACCCUUGAACUUCUUGAUAAUGGCGCAGGUGCUGACACGAUGAAGAAUGAUGGAAUCUACUCAAGGUACUUUACUUCUUUACCAGGCACUGGAAGAUACAGUCUAAAAGUGAAUGCCCAUGGGAGAAAUACAACCACCAGACUUAGCCUCCAGCAAAAUAGAGCCUUGUAUAUACCAGGCUACAGAGAAAAUGGUAAAAUUUAUAUGAAUGCACCAAGACCUAAAUUUGCAGAUAAGGAAAUCAAAGUGAAGCUGGGAAGUUUCAGCAGAAUUUCAACAAGUUCUCUUGUAGUGAACACAGGAGGAGAUUCUGCUCCUGUUUAUCCACCCUGUAAAGUUACAGACCUUCACGCUCGUAUAGAAAACAAAACAAUAGUCUUGUCUUGGACAGCUCCAGGAGGUGACUUGGACAAUGGAAAAGCUGAUCACUACAUAAUAAAAAGCAGUGAAAAUCUUCUGGACCUAAGAAAUCACUUUGACCAUGCUACUUCUGUGAAUUCCUCUAAUCUCAUACCUAAGGAGGCUGGUAGAGAAGAAUCAUUUAAAAUUAAACUAGCAAAUUUCAUAAUCAAAAAUGACACCAUAAUCUACUUUGCAGUACGUGCUGUUGAUGAUACCAACUUGAUUUCAGAGGUGUCUAAUAUAGCACAAACCACAUGGUUCGUUCCUCCAAAAGCAUCUGUGCCUUUAGAGUAUGACGGCAACAAUGAUGGUGCUGACAGUACAGUAAUAGUGGCAAUAGUAGCUGUGUGUGUAAUAGUUGUCUGUGCUAUUGUAAGUUCAACUCUGUGUGUUUUACAAAGACGAAAGGGAAGAGUGGAUUUUGAAACAAUGCAGAAGCAUAUGUAAAAUAAAAAAAAAAUAGUUUCAAAGGAGGGAAAGAAGUAUUCGUACAUUCAAAAAGUAAGUGCACUGAUUUUAAACAGAUGUAUUUGUCUUUUUUGAUAGGCUUAUAGAUGUAGAUUUUCAAAAGUGUGUCUUAUAUUCAAGUAUUUGUACACUGAUUAAACGUUAAACAUAAAAGCACGUACUCAGAAAUAUAGUAAAGUAUGAUAUGUGUACCAUCAUUUGUUUCUAUGUGAUAAAAAUACUUAACUCUUCUGUUGCAAGGUUAUUCCAAUGUAGUGUCAU
Messenger RNA from Pygoscelis adeliae (Adelie penguin), 4235 nucleotides. Its product is annotated as epithelial chloride channel protein-like. Gene Ontology annotation, molecular function: intracellularly calcium-gated chloride channel activity. The transcript has 14 exons. Lineage: Eukaryota; Metazoa; Chordata; Aves; Sphenisciformes; Spheniscidae. Gene Ontology annotation, biological process: chloride transport. Bases 1161 to 3953 code for a protein of 930 amino acids. The record is from RefSeq and is a predicted model, not a curated record.